GCGGGCAGGUCACGUGACGGGAGCGCGGGCUUUGGAAGGCCGCUGAGCUAGACAUCACCUGCGGCGGAGCUGAGGCGGCCACCGGCUCUGUCGUGUCCCGGGCAACAUCGGACCCAGCGCUAGCUGCCGAAGGCUCGCUCCCUAAGGCCAGCCAUCCCUCCUCUAUAUUACCAUGGGAAUUCAAGGUCUGGCCAAACUUAUUGCUGAUGUGGCCCCCAGUGCCAUCCGAGAGAAUGACAUCAAGAGCUACUUUGGCCGCAAGGUGGCCAUUGAUGCCUCCAUGAGCAUUUACCAGUUCCUAAUUGCUGUUCGCCAAGGUGGGGAUAUGCUACAGAACGAAGAGGGUGAUACCACCAGCCACCUGAUGGGCAUGUUCUACCGCACCAUCCGCAUGAUGGAGAAUGGCAUCAAGCCCGUGUAUGUCUUCGAUGGCAAGCCACCACAGCUCAAAUCAGGUGAGCUGGCCAAACGCAGUGAGCGGCGUGCUGAGGCAGAGAAGCAGCUGCAGCAGGCUCAGGCCGCUGGGGCUGAGGAAGAGGUAGAAAAAUUCUCAAAGCGGCUGGUGAAGGUCACUAAGCAGCACAAUGAUGAGUGUAAACAUCUGCUGAGCCUCAUGGGGAUCCCUUACCUCGAUGCACCCAGCGAAGCAGAGGCCAGCUGUGCUGCUUUGGUGAAAGCUGGCAAAGUUUAUGCAGCAGCUACUGAGGACAUGGACUGCCUCACCUUUGGCAGCCCUGUGCUAAUGCGACACCUGACUGCCAGUGAGGCCAAGAAACUGCCCAUCCAGGAAUUCCACCUGAGUCGAAUUCUGCAGGAACUAGGCCUGAGCCAGGAACAGUUUGUGGAUCUAUGCAUCUUGCUGGGCAGCGACUACUGUGAGAGUAUCCGGGGCAUUGGGCCCAAGCGGGCUGUAGACCUCAUUCAGAAGCACAAGAGCAUUGAAGAGAUUGUGCGGCGGCUUGACCCCAACAAGUACCCUGUGCCAGAAAAUUGGCUUCAUAAAGAAGCCCAGCAGCUCUUCCUGGAGCCUGAGGUGCUGGACCCAGAGUCAGUAGAGCUGAAGUGGAGUGAGCCCAAUGAAGAAGAGCUGGUCAAGUUCAUGUGUGGUGAAAAGCAGUUCUCUGAAGAGCGGAUCCGCAGUGGAGUCAAGCGACUGAGCAAGAGCCGCCAAGGAAGCACUCAGGGCCGUCUUGAUGAUUUCUUCAAGGUGACUGGCUCGCUCUCCUCAGCUAAGCGCAAAGAGCCAGAACCCAAGGGAUCCACUAAGAAGAAGGCAAAAACUGGGGCGGCAGGAAAGUUUAAAAGGGGAAAAUAAAUGUUUCCCUCCAUUAUACCUCCUGAAUUCAGAAUACCUGCCUUCUUAUACUCUUAAGAACUAGAGCUAGAGUAUCCUCCAUUGGGGUGGGAAGGGAUUCCAUUGCUUUUCUUGCAUUACCCUUUUUGGUAGUGUUUUCCCCUUUUUUGCUUGAUUCCAUAAGGUAGGAAGGCCAUAGAGGUACUUUGUUUUGUUUUGUUUUGUUUUUUAAUCCCCCUCAGGAAAGUGUGUAAGGCUCAAACCACUUCUCAGGCAGAAUAGUGGACACUGAAUCCAUUGCACGUGAAUGUUAAAGCAUCAAGUUGGGAGAUAAAUGGUGAAGACAAGACUACACAGAAGUGAUUUCCUGGCUGGCCAACUGGUGGUCUAAGGGAGGUGAUAACAGAACUGACUUGUCUCUUUAAUUUAGCUUUCAACCCACCCUGAAAGAGCCGUCAGGAAGACCCAGUUUGGAAAGAGCUCUGAGAGAUAAGAUAGGCAGAAGGGAGUCUAUGGAGCUGGCUACAAGGGUUUGAUUACUGACUGUGUCUUGGGGUGGACAGAAACUUGGAACUUUUAAUCUGAGUGUUUUCAGUGAUCAUUCAAAGGAGUGAGAGUGAUGUUCUUAUGGCCUUUUUGAGGCAAACUGAAUUGAGACUUUUGGAUAAGACACUGGUUUCCAUGUGUUGUUUUUGUUCUAAGGGUGUGUAGAGAGAGAAAAAAAAAACAAUAAAAUGAUAAAAGUAA
Molecule: messenger RNA, 2041 nt
Organism: Tupaia belangeri chinensis (Chinese tree shrew)
Lineage: Eukaryota; Metazoa; Chordata; Mammalia; Scandentia; Tupaiidae
Gene: FEN1
Product: flap structure-specific endonuclease 1
Exons: 2
Coding region: 173-1315 (380 amino acids)
Cellular component (GO): nucleus
Molecular function (GO): magnesium ion binding; RNA-DNA hybrid ribonuclease activity; 5'-flap endonuclease activity
Source: RefSeq, a predicted model, not a curated record